Molecule: messenger RNA, 660 nt
Organism: Saccharomyces kudriavzevii IFO 1802
Lineage: Eukaryota; Fungi; Ascomycota; Saccharomycetes; Saccharomycetales; Saccharomycetaceae
Gene: ERP1
Product: Erp1p
Exons: 1
Coding region: 1-660 (219 amino acids)
Biological process (GO): intracellular protein transport; endoplasmic reticulum to Golgi vesicle-mediated transport; Golgi organization
Cellular component (GO): endoplasmic reticulum; COPII-coated ER to Golgi transport vesicle; endoplasmic reticulum-Golgi intermediate compartment
Source: RefSeq, a predicted model, not a curated record
AUGCUUUUGAAUGUCAUUUUACAGAUUCUUGCUUGCUGUCUAGUUUUGCCAGCUCAAGUUUCUGCGUUCUAUUUCUACACGUCUGGUGCUGAACGUAAAUGUUUCCAUAAGGAAUUGUCGAAAGGCACUUUGUUUCAAGGAACGUACAAGGCACAAAUUUACGAUGACGGAUUACAGGAUUACAGAGAUGCCGGUGCGCAAGAUUUUGGUGUCGUAAUUGAUAUUGAAGAGACGUUUGAUGAUAAUCACGUAGUUGUUCAUCAGAAGGGUUCAGCAAGUGGUGACUUUACUUUCCUUGCGCUAGAUUCAGGUGAACAUAAGAUUUGUAUUCAGCCUGAGGCUGGUGGCUGGUUAAUAAAGGCCAAAACCAAGAUUGACGUCGAAUUUCAAGUUGGUACUGACGAAAAGUUAGAUUCUAAAGGAAAAACCACAAUUGACAUCUUGCACGCCAAGGUUAACGUAUUAAACUCCAGGAUUGAUGAUAUUAGAAGAGAACAAAAAUUGAUGAGAGAUCGUGAGGCCACUUUCAGAAACGCGUCCGAAGCGGUUAAUUCCCGUGCUAUGUGGUGGAUUGUAAUUCAAUUGACUGUUCUUGCCGUUACGUGUGGCUGGCAGAUGAAACACUUGGGCAAAUUUUUUGUUAAACAAAAGAUUUUAUGA